UCUGACAGAGCUGAAGAAUGGACGCUACAAUAUUAUCUAUAGCCACCCAGAAGCACUACACACAAAGAAGAUUCAGAAGAUCUUUCAUUCAUCUGUGUACCAACAGAGAGUGUGUGCAGUUGCUAUUGAUGAGGUUCAUAUGAUUUCAGAAUGGGGAAGUGAAUUUCAACCAGCAUUCCGAAAAUUAGGUGAACUUACGGUGAUAUUCCCUAAUGCUUGCCAUUUGGCAUUGACAGCCACAUGUACCGAACAAAAAAAGAAUGAAUUGACAGACACUUUGCAAUAUAGGAAAUACACCUGUGUGUCUAUAAAUCCGGACAGACCCAAUAUUUAUAUAAGUAAAAGGUCAAGAUUACCAAAUAUAAAAAAAAUUGAUAAGUUGGACUCAUUGAUUGAGCCAGUGGCAGUGGAGCUAACUGAUAAAUUGAGUGACUUCCCAGUAACUAUCAUGUAUGUUGAAAGUUUGGAGGCGUUGGGUUAUUUUUACCAGUACCUUAAUUCUUAUUUAGGUAAAAGACAAUAUACUGGUGAGGAAAUUCCGGAGAAUAGAAUAUUUGCUCAGUAUCAUAAGGAUUAUACAAAAGCAAUGAAAUCCUUUAUUGUGAGUGACUUGUGCAAGAAGAAACCAACAAUUCGCCUUGUUCUUGCGACAGUUGCUUUAGGAAUGGGACUAGAUGCCCCAAGUAUAUCAAGGGUAAUUCACUGUAGACCACCUACCAGUUUGUAGGCCUACAUGCAGGAAAUAGGUCGAGCCGGAAGAAAAGGUCAAUCUUCUGAAGCUAUCUUGUAUUACAAUAAUAAUGACAUAUCAAA
Messenger RNA from Dreissena polymorpha, 813 nucleotides. RefSeq lists its product as uncharacterized. The transcript is spliced from 2 exons. NCBI's taxonomy places the organism in Eukaryota, Metazoa, Mollusca, Bivalvia, Myida, Dreissenidae. Gene Ontology annotation, molecular function: 3'-5' DNA helicase activity; four-way junction helicase activity. Gene Ontology annotation, biological process: double-strand break repair via homologous recombination. The record is from RefSeq and is a predicted model, not a curated record. The coding region runs from base 140 to 727 and encodes 195 amino acids. Gene Ontology annotation, cellular component: chromosome; cytoplasm; nucleus.